Molecule: messenger RNA, 1728 nt
Organism: Paraphaeosphaeria sporulosa
Lineage: Eukaryota; Fungi; Ascomycota; Dothideomycetes; Pleosporales; Didymosphaeriaceae
Exons: 4
Coding region: 142-1680 (512 amino acids)
Biological process (GO): regulation of DNA-templated transcription
Molecular function (GO): DNA-binding transcription factor activity
Source: RefSeq, a predicted model, not a curated record
GGCUCCGUGGUGUCGGGUCAGAUAACGAGUCGACGUUUGCGACAUUAUUCGACCUUGUUCGAGACUCUUGUGAUAGCGAUUCAGUAGUAUCGACUUGUCGUACAUGUUUAAAACUGACCCCGGCUGUGUUUGGAAAGAGAGAUGGUGAACCGACGGUCUAACAGUGACGCUGCGACCACGACUCCACUUCAGUCUGUUGCGCCUGUCAUCAAGCGCAAACGGCGGGCAUCAUGCCUAGGCGAGCAGGAGAGGAAGGAAAGGAAACGAGCGAUUGACCGCGAGGCGCAGAGAUCGUUGAGAGAGAAGACGAAGACGCAUAUCGCGGAGCUAGAACGGACGAUUGAAAUAUUGAGAAACCAAGACAGGAAUGGCGCCACAGCAAGUCUCCUCAGCGAGAUCGAAGGGCUAAGAGCAGAGAAUGAGAGACUGAGGGAUGUAAUUGAUGGGGUGAGGAGCGUUAUAGGAGGGGAGGUGUUUGGUAGGAUGGCACCAACCACUUCAGCUUCGGCAGGUGUAUCAGGGCCAAGACUUGAGGAAACCACGCCCAUGGACGAGAGUGCUGGUCCGACCUCACCCAGAUUCCGUAGAGACUCCAUCUCAUACUCACAAGCGGCGACCGAUGCUAAACCACCGCCCUCCUUGCCAUCGCCUGAAACCACACCACCCGACGCGCAAUACCCUUCUGCUUCAUUUGACUUCAACCCUCCCAUGCCAGCAUCGUCUAGAGCCGUCGAUCUCGAUGGCAUGACGAUGAUGUCAAUCGCUCUCCCGACCUCAUCAGCCAACGAUAGUGCACUAGAUCUGAGUCUAACACUGGACGAUGUCACAAACGAACCAACACACGAAGAUGCUCUCAUCCCAACCCCCGACUCGCCUGCAACUGCAGCCUUUGCUCCAUUCAUGCAAGAAAUGGAAUUAUUCGGACGUGCCUGGCAUUGCCCAUCUCCAAUGAUCCUUCACAUGAACGACCGAAACGACGAUCGACCGCCAUCAUCACCACAUGUACCAUCGUCCGCCGUCUGCCCGAUAUGGCGCAAAUCGAACGAACUCUUCGGCAAAAUCUUUUCGAGCCGUGCACCUUCAUCAACAGGUCCGUCUAGCCUUCCUCUCGGCGAUGAGUUUGACUGGGGCAUGGAGGCUGGACUGCUAUUCAAGGGAAUCAGAGACGGCUGGAAGACCUUUGACCACUGGAAACAGAGCCCGGUUCUGCAAAUUCUCAAAGCGGUGGACCAGUUCUUGUUUGUGAAAAGCGGGAAGAUGGAGCGGUUGGCGGCUGGUUACAAGAGUUUCAAACUUCUGAAGUACUACAUUAAUCCCACCAAAGGGGAACUCGAUAAAGUCCCAACGUGGCUGCGCCCUAGUCCCUUACAAUCGUCCACCUCCCAUCCCAUAGCCAUCGACAUGUUCGCAUGGCCUUCCCUUCGCAACCGGCUUGUGCACCACCACCAUACACUCUUCCGCAACAGCAAACUCUCCCACAACUACGCCAACUUCCUGCGCUUCGACUGGCCUUUCAGCUUCGAAGACACUUUCUACUACGACGACGCAAUCGGAGGCUGGUAUCCAAGUCCUCUGUUCGAGAGAUAUCACGGCGAUGUGCGCAGUUGGACUGUUGAAGAGGGCUUUUGGGAAGGGCUGGAGGAACUCAGGGGUGACAUCGAGGGGUGUAGCGCAACGUGACGUUUGGAGGGGAAAGUGACGUGGUGUGGACCAAGGCACUAUGAGGCG